Messenger RNA from Micropterus dolomieu (smallmouth bass), 7293 nucleotides. Its product is annotated as kinesin-like protein KIF20B. NCBI's taxonomy places the organism in Eukaryota, Metazoa, Chordata, Actinopteri, Centrarchiformes, Centrarchidae. Gene Ontology annotation, biological process: mitotic spindle assembly; regulation of apoptotic process; microtubule-based movement. The transcript has 35 exons. Gene Ontology annotation, cellular component: nucleus; spindle microtubule. Gene Ontology annotation, molecular function: microtubule binding; ATP binding; plus-end-directed microtubule motor activity. Bases 135 to 5915 code for a protein of 1926 amino acids. The record is from RefSeq and is a predicted model, not a curated record.
CUUGAACCUGAUUGGUCCGUUUCGAACUCAGACCGCGGCGGUGUGUUGUUUUGUUUAGUUAGCUUAACGUUAGUUAGCACACAACAGAACAUCCUUCUGCCUGUGCACUUAAUGUCCCAAAUACAACUAUCAGGAUGAUGGAUUCAUGCCUGAGCGACAAAGACAAACAGGUUGAAGAUUUGAAGAGAUAUCUCUCAUCAGAGUUCAGCACCUUACCAGACUCACAGCAUUCGAACAUCGAGGACAGAGAACACCUACAGGUCUACCUCCGUAUCCGGCCCUUUUCCUCAGCAGAGAGUAAUAAUGGAGAGUCGCAGGACUGUGUUACCAUCGAGCCCCCUGACACUGUUCUUCUUAAGCCUCCCGGCUUGUCCCUCUCAGCGCGGCUCAGCACUGACAAAUCCUUUCUACAGACUGGGCAGCGCUUUCAGUUCUCUCAGGUGUAUGGUCCUGAGACAACGCAGAGAGAGCUGUUUGAAGGCACAGUAAAAGAUUUAGUGAAAGAUGUUUUCGAAGGGGGAAACUCGCUGGUUUUCACAUAUGGAGUCACCAACGCUGGGAAGACCUUCACAUUCUUAGGUCCUGAUGCCGAUGCUGGUAUCCUGCCCAGGUCUCUCGACGUCAUUUUCAGCAGUAUUGAUGAACAGGUUUUCAGCGGGAUGAGCAUCAAACCUCACCGCAGCCGAGAGUUCAUAAGGCUCACCAGGGAGCAGCAGGCUGAGGAAGCAGUGUUCAAGAGAAACCUCUUCAGACAACUUAAAGAGAGCGAGAAGAGCAAUGCCGGCCCGUUGAACUCAACCAAUAAGACUCUCCUUGAAGGCCCCUCUAUGCUGCAGACGACUGCAGCAGCAGAGGACAAAAUCAGCCUGGAGGUGGAAGCGCUAACAAAGUUCUCUGUGUGGGUUUCUUUCUGUGAAAUCUACAAUGAAAACAUUCACGACCUCCUGGAGGUGGUGCCCAGCGGGGCCCCGAGGAGGACUGCACUGCGCCUGUCACAGGACGUCAAGGGCAACGCCUUUGUGAAAGAUCUGCGUUGGGUUCAGGUAAAUAGUGCGGAAGAGGCUAACAAGGUGAUGAAGCUGGGCAAGAAGAACCAGAGCUUCUCCUCCACCCGGCUCAACCAGCUCUCCAGCAGGAGUCACAGUAUUUUCUCCAUUCGCAUAUUGAGGAUUGAGGAUAGUGGGACUCCGAGGGUCCAAGCAGUCAGCGAGUUGUGUCUGUGUGACCUGGCUGGCUCGGAGCGAUGCGCCAAGACUCAGAAUAAAGGAGAGCGUCUGAAAGAAGCUGGAAACAUCAACACCUCACUGCUCAUCCUGGGAAAAUGCAUCAACGCACUACGACACAAUCAGCAGGCCAAGCUGCUCCAGCAUGUUCCCUUCAGGGAAAGCAAGCUGACCCACUACCUGCAGGGCUUCUUCUGUGGUCGAGGUAAAGCCUGCAUGAUCGUCAACAUCAACCAGUGUGCCUCCAUGUACGACGAGACUCUCAACGUCCUCAAAUUCUCUGCUGUGGCUCAGAAGGUUGUGGUUCUAUCCACCAGGCCUCUUCCCAUCAUGUCCCAGAGGUCCACCAGUGAUGUAUCCUUCGCUCUUCGGUGCAACAGGAGGAGCUCCCUGAUUGGCUAUGAUAGUAGCCUGGAGGAUGUACAGGAGGAUGAAGAUGAUGAGUGUGAGGAAGAAAAGAGCCUGAUGGAGGAUACAAUGGAUCAGACCUGCAAUGAAGAAGACAGCGAUGAACACGAUAAUGAUAAAAUUCUCAUCGGUAGAAAGAUGCACCAGCGGCAGGUGGCGCUGUUGAGACAGCUGCAGCUACAGCUGAAGAAGGAGCGAGCGGAGAGCCUGCUCAUGGAGGCGCGAGUCAGAGAAGAAAUCAGCAGAGAGUUCUCAGAGCUCUUCUCUGAGAUGCAGAAUGACUACAAUGACCGCCUGGCGAGGGAGAGAGAAAUCUUAGAGGAGCGAGCAGAAAGGAGAAUGGAGAUCUUCAAGAACCUCAUUGACAAAAUGUCCACCACUGGACCCAGUCCAGAUGCACAAGCCAUGGACAAAUCUCUGGACUGCUCUGAAUUGGCAGGCAUAAAGAAAGCCACUGAGGCUGCUCAUAAAUGUCUGGGUUCAGGCCGAACGGCGGCUCAGGGAGACAUAAGAGACGCUGUAGAGGAGCUGGAGAGGAAGGUGUUGGAAAUGAAUGAGCACCAACAGAAAGUCCAGCAGCCGAUGGCUCACAAACACAAUGGUGAAGCCAGCGGAGUAGAGGAAGAGGAGAAGAGGAGGCUUCUCUUUCAGCUCCAGGAGGAGUCGUCAGAGGUUGCUCGGCUGGAGAAACAAGUGGGAGACCUGCGGAGGGUGGCAGAGCUGGGCUCGCAAAGUCGCUCCAUGCUGGUCGAGGAGGAGAGCUCACGUGAGAGAGAACGGCUGCAGGAGGUGGUGGCUGCCCUUGAGAAGGAGAAAGAAGGCGCCCUCGCUGCCUUGGAGUACCAGACUAUGGGAAAAGAGGAGGCGCUGGCCUCCUUAGAGGAGGAAAGGAAAGCAAGGGAGGAGGCCCUUGCCACACUAAAGGAGCUGCAGCAAAGCAAAGAGGAGAUUCUAGCAUCCCUUAAAGAAGAGAGAAAAGGCAACGAGAAAGCCAAGGCAGCCCUAGAAACUGAGAGGAGAGCCAAGGAGGAUGCGAUUGCCGCUCUUUCAGAAGAGAAACAAAGCAGGGAGGAUGUACUUGCUACUCUUGUUGAAGAGAGGAGAAGCAAAGAGGAGGCUCAGUCUGCUCUGGAGGUGGAGAGGAAGGAGAUGAGCAGGCUGGUUGAGGAGAGAGAAAAGAGGCAACAGGAGGGUGAUGCUCUUCGACGAGAAGUCAAAGAGCUGACUGCCAAACUGGAAGCCACAGUGCAGCAGGUGACCAGCGAGACGGAGAGAGCUGAACAAGCGUUAGUCCGGCUACAAACUGCUCAGGCACAACUGGACGAACGCUCCAAGGAGAUCCAGGAGAAAACUUCCCACAUCCUCGCCCUGACGCAGGAAGUUCAAAGCCUGAAACGGGAACUACAGACUUCAGCAGUAUCUUCUGGUUGUGUCAAUGAUCAGCUUAGAGAGGAAGUCUCAGAGCUUCGGAAGAAUGUGACCGAGGAAAAGGAGAAAAAUGAGAGCAAGCACAGACAAAUGCUGGAGCUGGAGCACAAGCUAGAGCAGGCAAACGAACAGUUGGCACACAAACGGCUGAUCUCCGACCAGCAGCUGGAACAGUUCACUGAGAAGCUGAACCAACAAGAUGCAGCUUCAAAACAGCAAGUUGAAGAGCUGAAAAAGAAGCUUCGGGAGCAAGAAGAGAAAUCACAGCAGCCACUGGAUGAGCUCACAUCCAGGCACGAAUCCCAAGAACGUGCUGCCAAAGAAGAAGUGGAACAGCUGAGAGCCAAACUCGAGGAACAAACGCAGGCCUCCAAAAAGCAGGUAGAGGAGCUCAAUGAGAAGCUGCGAGAACAAGAAGCCAUAUCACAACAGCAGCUGGAGGAGUUAAAACACAAACUGAGUGAGCAAAAGGAAACCUCCGGCAAACUUUUAGAUGAUCUCAAGCAAAAUCUCAGUGAUCAGGAGAGAACUGCAGAGCUCCUCAAGGUCGAACUAGAAGAAGCUAGGUUUAAAGGUUCAAGCUGUUCCUGUUGCUCUGCUGCUGAAGAAGAUCUCAAGAGACUGAACUCCGAUCUCCAAACUGAGAUCGCGACCCUGAGGGCAAAGGUUUCCAGCGUGGAAAACACGGAGUCGUCUCAGCUAGCCUCUUCAGAGAUGGAGAGAAUGCUAAAAGAAAAGGACAGACAGGUGGAGGAGAAGCUGGCAGAGGUGGAGAAAGCGUCUGCAGAGAGAGAGGCAGAGUUGCAGAAAAAGCUGCUGGAAAAGGAGGCACAGGUGAAUUCCCUGCAGAGGAGCCUGAAGGAGGCGCAGGAGCGGCGGGAGGAGGAGGAGACCCAAGCCGUCCAGGCGGCCCGGACCAGGGAGGUGGAAAGGCGCAGAGAGCUGCUGGCUGUGGCGCAUGAGGCCAUCGCUCAGAAAGAUGCAGAGCUGGAAGAGAAAGCAGAGAUCAUCAGCAGACUAAAGGAAAAUGCCAAGCAGGAGUCUGAGAAAGUCAAGAGCCUCAGCCUCGACCUUCAGAGGAAAGAGGACGACACUUCAGACCUCAGAGAGAAACUAGCCGACUACAAGAAGCAGAUCCAGCAGGUCCAAAAAGAGAUUUCGUCCAUGAGAGAAGAGGAAAAGGCUUUAAAACAGAAGGUGGCUGACACGGAGAAAGCCAAGAAGCAGCUUCAGUCUGACCUCACCAACAGAGACAGAACCAUCCAGCAACUCAAAACGGAACAAUCCUCUGACGCCAAGUCUGACCAGACACUCCAGCUCUACCAGAAGGCCUGUAAAGAACUUGAAACCAAGGAGCGCGUGAUGGAGGACAUGCGUUUGGCUCUGACGGAGCAGGAGGAGACGCAGGAGCAGAUGGAGCAGGCCUUGGAGGAGAAACUUAACCUCAUCCAGGAGCUCUCCAGCGAGGUGGAGAAGUUGAAAGGGGUGCUGUUGCAGCAGAAUUGCGGAAGCAACGCCCACCGUCAGGUCAACAGCCCGUCAGAUGACCUCAAACUGGCCCAACAGGAAGCUGCCCAGGUUCAGGAAAGCUUGAAGCUGUGUACAGAGAAACAUCAGGCCGAACGCAAAAAGUGGCUGGAAGAGAAGCUGUCCCUGAUCGGCCAAGCUAAAGAGGCUGAGGACAAGAGGAACCAGGAAAUGAGGAAGUUUGUGGAAGACCGAGAACGCUACACUCGGCAGCAGAGCCAGUUGGAGUCCUUGUCGUCCCAGCUGGCUGAAAAGGAGCAGGCCAUGGAGAAGUGGAGGAAGGAGAGAGACACUCUGGUAGCAGCUUUGGAGGUCCAGCUACAGAAGCUUCUCUCCAGCCAAGCAGAGAAAGACAAACUCAUCCAACAGCUGCGCCAAAAUAACACACAACUACCACAAGAGAGUGGUGAUGUUGGUGUCAGCGUAGCGGAGCUGCAGGCUACUCUGUCUCAGAGGGAGGCAGAGAUUCUACAACUGAAGGAGGAGCUCAGGGCCUCAGCAGUCCAACAGGGGGAACCGGUCACACAGACUAAAAGCAAUGAAAGCCCUGCUACAUUGGCUGCGAAACCCCAGAGUAAAACCAUUAACAGGAAGUCUGGAAGAAGGAGGGAUACCAGAGCGUCAGUCAGCAGUCAGGGCUCAGCUGGAUACCCGUCAGUGCUCGACUCCUCUGAGAUUUCCACAGAGAACGGCAGGACGAGCCGCUUCCCCCGGCCCGAGCUGGAGAUCUCCUUCAGCCCUCUGCAGCCAAACCGCAUGGCUCUGCGACGGCAGGGAGAGGAGAACGCCGUCACCGUCAAAAUCAGCCGCUCCGCACGCAAGAGGAAGAGUGGAGAGAUGGAGAAGUCUCAUAUUUUCAGAAGGAGUAAACGACGAACACCAAAGGAAGAGAUGGAGGCAGAGAACAGAAGGAACACGCGGACCAAACUGACGCCAAAGCUGACCCCACACCAAGAGGAGAUCUCUUCCCCAGCAGGUCGCCAUGACUCCCAGAGCAGCAUCCGCAGCAGAAAGGAAGGAACACUGCAGAAGAUCGGAGACUUCCUGCAGAGCUCCCCCACGCUGCUAGGCACUAAAGCCAAGAAGAUGAUGAGUCUGGUGAGCGGUCGGGGCGAUGCAGAGUCAGCAGCCUCCUCUUCCUCCCUAAGUCUGAGAGCCAAGAAGAACAAAAGGAAACUCUACAGACCUGAAAUCUCGUCCCCCAUGGACAUGCCCUCACACCCAGUAAGACUGGCACUUUUUUUAUCAUCAGCAGAGAGCCAGAGGAGAAAGAGAGCGACCAUCAGAUCAUUAAGAGGUGCCUUCGCUCCAGGAGGGCUAAAUAAUUAGCCUUCAUAUAGCACUGUACACCAUUUUUUUGUUUAAUCUUAACAAAUGAAGGAAGCAUUCAGAUGCUUAGAAGUAGGGACCAUUUUUCUACCACAAGGGCUGGGAAGUGAAAAUGUAUAUCGUAGAGACAUAUCUAGGUAAUCUUAUUUAAUUUAAAUCCUAUUCUUUAAUAAUUAACAAAGUCAAUUCAGUUCAAAUAACUAAGUUAGAUUAAAAGAUCAAUGCCGGUCUGCUCGGUACGAAGCUAGAGCCAGGAAGCAAUUAGCUCCGAUUAGCAUAGAGACUGGGCGAUCGUGGGAAACAGAAUACACCUCCCAGCAACUCUGAAGCUCACUAACAAGUUGUAUCUUUGUUUAAUCCACACCAACUUAAAUACAACAGUCUGUGAUGUAUUUAUUGACAGCAACAGUUUAUCCAUUCUCCAAGUACUUUCAUGCAGCAGGCGAGCAGCUUCCUGCCGCCUCCAGUCUUAAUGCACAGACAUGAUGGUAUCGACCUUGUUCUCAAACUCUGCAAAAGAGCACAUAAGCACGUUUCCCAAAAUGUGUACUAAUAUUUAAUCCAAUCAACGUUCGGCUGGUAGAAAGUAUAGACUUCUCACUCAGCUUCUUUUAUUAUUAUUUUUAUUUAAUCCACAUUUACCAUCAGAUGACUCCAGGGUCACUGCAUAUAUUUUAAGUAGUAAGCACUCUAAAUUUGUAUAUCUAUUUUUUUUUCUUUACUUUGAUGUGCAAUGUUUUUUUAUUGAAAUUUCUGGGCUGUGCUGGAGAUUGGUUGGGAUGUUUUGUAUUGUUUAUUUUACUGUGUAUUUUUACUUUUUAUGAGUAAGCUCUGCAAAACCUCUGCAACGUUAUCCUGUUUGUAAAAAAGGCGGACGCAACAGAAACAUCUUUUAAUAUCGUUUAGUGAAAGCAAAAUCAACAAAGCUGCUGAAAAUGCCUCGUAUUGUUCUACAUAACUUUCCCCACAUUUUGUGUCUGCACUUUAUCUUUUACCUCACAAAUUAAUUAAAAACGGAACAAAAUUUGACACUAAGGCUAGAUAAGGAUAAACUACUAAUGGUUCUUUCUGUGUACUCGUUCCUCCUUCACGCAGUCUUUUAGCAAUUGGUAGGGGUUCUUUAGGACUGGUGAUGUUCUCUUUAGGUCACUGUAUUCUCUUCUAGAUGAAGGUUUGCUGAGUAUUUUUCUUUUGUACAGUAAAAUUUAGUUAAAGCUGCCUGAGUUUAAUUCCUGAUACUGUGCAAUUUUCACCAACUCAAACAUAAAUUUCUGUCAUUGCAUCAUGUUUAUUCUACUUCUUUGUACCUACGUUCCAGAGUUCAUAUCAAUCAUUUACCAAUUAAAAAUACAAAACAUUUGUUUCUCAAAUAUGGAAA